GUCUCAAGACUGCCUCUCAUUGGCCUAGUUGGGGCCGCGGGCGCAUCCCUCGACCAAUCCCUGGCCCGGGGGAUGCAGGACUUGGAUUGGCCAGGCCCGGGUCACGUGACUACUUCCCGAGCGCCGGUGGGAGGCCGGAGGAUGGUUCCAGAAAGGAAGGUCACAUCUACAGUGGCGGGAAAGAUGGGGGUGGGGAGGGGGACGCCACCAGAGCCUCAGAUGGGGGUCUCGUUCCUCCUCUGACCACCGCGACCUCAGCCCUCCGUCCCAGUUCGAGAUGGCCACGGGGCCCAUCGCCAGGGGAGGGGCCCGGCGUCUUCCCCUGGAGAAGGACAGUUGUGAACCCGGGGCAGGGCGAGGAGGGGCGUCGUGAGAUGCAGCCCCAGCCUUGCCCGGCGCACCGCGGCGUCCAGGUUCCUGUGACAGGGCGGCCCGUGAGCAGAUGAGGAGGACUGGCUCUUAACCUUGGUGGCCACCGAGAGGGAGAUUAUUGGGGCCCAAGAGCCCCCAGACGCUCGCCGCCAUGUCGGGGUCCACGCAGCCUGUGGCACAGACGUGGAGGGCCACCGAGCCCCGCUACCCGCCCCAUGGCAUUUCUUACCCUGUGCAGAUCGCCCGGCCCCACACGGACGUCGGGCUGCUCGAGUACCAGCACCACCCCCGUGACUACGCCUCGCACCUGUCGCCCGGUUCCAUCCUCCAGCCCCAGAGGAGGAGGCCCUCCCUGCUGUCCGAAUUUCAGCCUGGGAACGAGAGGUCCCAGGAACUCCACCUGCGACCCGAGUCCCACUCCUACCUGCCCGAGCUGGGCAAGUCAGAGAUGGAGUUCAUUGAGAGCAAGCGCCCUCGCCUGGAGCUGCUGCCGGAUCCCCUGCUGCGGCCCUCACCCCUGCUGGCCGCGGGCCAGCCUGGGGGCUCGGAGGACCCGUCCAAGGACCGCAGCCUGGCGGGCAAGCUGGAGCCCGUGUCUCCCCCCAGCCCGCCGCACGCCGACCCUGAGUUGGAGCUUGCACCUCCGCGGCUCUCCAAGGAGGAGCUGAUCCAGAACAUGGACCGGGUGGACCGCGAGAUCACCAUGGUGGAGCAGCAGAUCUCCAAGCUGAAGAAGAAGCAGCAACAGCUGGAGGAGGAGGCCGCCAAGCCCCCGGAGCCCGAGAAGCCCGUGUCGCCGCCGCCCAUCGAGUCGAAGCAUCGCAGCCUGGUGCAGAUCAUCUACGACGAGAACCGGAAGAAGGCUGAAGCCGCCCAUCGGAUUCUGGAAGGCCUGGGGCCUCAGGUGGAGCUGCCCCUGUACAACCAGCCGUCCGACACCAGGCAGUAUCAUGAGAACAUCAAAAUAAACCAGGCGAUGCGGAAAAAGUUAAUCUUGUACUUCAAGAGGAGGAACCACGCUCGGAAACAAUGGGAGCAGAAGUUCUGCCAGCGCUAUGACCAGCUCAUGGAGGCCUGGGAGAAGAAGGUGGAGCGCAUCGAGAGCAACCCCCGGCGGCGGGCCAAGGAGAGCAAGGUGCGCGAGUACUACGAGAAGCAGUUCCCCGAGAUCCGCAAGCAGCGCGAGCUGCAGGAGCGCAUGCAGAGCAGGGUGGGCCAGCGGGGCAGCGGGCUUUCCAUGUCGGCCGCCCGCAGCGAGCACGAGGUGUCCGAGAUCAUCGAUGGCCUCUCCGAGCAGGAGAACCUGGAGAAGCAGAUGCGCCAGCUGGCCGUGAUCCCGCCGAUGCUCUACGACGCUGACCAGCAGCGCAUCAAGUUCAUCAACAUGAACGGGCUCAUGGACGACCCCAUGAAGGUGUACAAGGACCGCCAGGUCAUGAACAUGUGGAGCGAGCAGGAGAAGGAGACCUUCCGGGAGAAGUUCAUGCAGCACCCCAAGAACUUCGGCCUGAUCGCAUCGUUCCUGGAGAGGAAGACCGUGGCCGAGUGUGUGCUUUAUUACUACCUGACCAAGAAGAACGAGAACUACAAGAGCCUGGUGAGGAGGAGCUACCGACGCCGAGGCAAGAGCCAGCAGCAGCAGCAGCAGCAGCAGCAGCAGCAGCAGCAAAUGCCCCGGAGCAACCAGGAGGAGAAGGAUGAGAAGGAGAAGGACAAGGAGGCUGAGAAGGAGGAGGAGAAGCCCGACGUGGAGAACGACAAGGAGGAGCUGACCAAGGAGAAGACGGACGACACCUCUGGGGAGGACAACGAUGAGAAGGAGGCAGUGGCCUCUAAAGGCCGGAAAACUGCCAACAGCCAGGGGAGACGCAAAGGCCGCAUCACCCGCUCCAUGGCCAACGAGGCCAACGGUGAGGAGGCCGUCACCCCACAGCAGAGCGCCGAGCUGGCUUCGAUGGAGAUGAACGAGAGUUCUCGCUGGACGGAGGAGGAGAUGGAGACCGCCAAGAAAGGUCUUCUGGAACACGGCCGGAACUGGUCGGCCAUCGCACGGAUGGUGGGCUCCAAGACCGUAUCUCAGUGUAAGAACUUCUACUUCAACUACAAGAAGAGGCAGAACCUGGACGAGAUCCUGCAGCAGCACAAGCUGAAGAUGGAGAAGGAGAGGAAUGCGCGGAGGAAGAAGAAGAAAGCCCCGGCUGCCGCCAGCGAGGAGGCCGCCUUCCCGCCCGCGGUGGAGGACGACGAGAUGGAGGUGUCAGGAGGGAGCGGGAACGAAGAGGACGUGGCAGAGGAGGCGGAAGCCUUACACGCCUCUGGGAACGAGGUGCCCAGAGGGGAAUGCAGUGGCCCAGCCACCGUCAACAACAGUUCUGACACCGAGAGCAUCCCCUCCCCCCGCGCCGAGGCCGCCAAGGACGCGGGGCAGAACGGGCCCAAGCCCCCGCCUGCCCCAGGCGCCGACGUGCCAGCCCCUGAGCCGCCCACACCACCGCCGGAGGAUGCGCUGGCCCCCGCCGAGCCCGCCCCGGCCCCCGAAGCCGCCGGCCCGCCCACGCCCCCACCGGCACCCCCAUCGCCCACCGCACCCCCUCCUGUGGUCCCCAAGGAGGAAAAGGAAGAAGAGGUUGCCACGGCACCCCUGGUGGCAGAGGAGGAGGAGCAGAAGCCCCCCGUGGCCCAGGAGCUGUCCAUGGACGUGGGCAAGCCAGAAGAGCCUGCCGAGGCCCCCCCCACAGAGCCCAUCAAGAGCGAAUGCAAAGAGGAGGCCCCGGAGGACGGGCCCCACAAGGGCAAAGGAGGCCCUGAGGCCAGCGUGGAGGCCGCCCCCGAGGGGGCCCUCAAGGUGGAGAAGAAAGAGGGCGGCGGCCCUGGGGGCAAAGCCCCCACGACCAAGGGAGCAGGGGCCCCCCAGGACAGCGACUCCAGCGCCACCUGCAGUGCGGACGAGGUGGAUGAGCCCGAGGGGGGCGACAAGAACAGGUGAGCGGUGGGCACACUGGGAGGCGGCUUCUGUCCCCCGCAGAACCUCUGUGCCUGCCCUCGGGAGCACGGCCCGGCUGGAGGAGGGGGC
Molecule: messenger RNA, 3445 nt
Organism: Panthera uncia (snow leopard)
Lineage: Eukaryota; Metazoa; Chordata; Mammalia; Carnivora; Felidae
Product: nuclear receptor corepressor 2-like
Exons: 21
Coding region: 524-3358 (944 amino acids)
Biological process (GO): negative regulation of transcription by RNA polymerase II
Molecular function (GO): transcription corepressor activity
Source: RefSeq, a predicted model, not a curated record